Molecule: messenger RNA, 1205 nt
Organism: Thrips palmi
Lineage: Eukaryota; Metazoa; Arthropoda; Insecta; Thysanoptera; Thripidae
Product: coenzyme Q-binding protein COQ10 homolog B, mitochondrial
Exons: 4
Coding region: 151-852 (233 amino acids)
Biological process (GO): ubiquinone biosynthetic process; cellular respiration
Cellular component (GO): mitochondrion
Molecular function (GO): ubiquinone binding
Source: RefSeq, a predicted model, not a curated record
CCAUACCAUUCUGCUCCGUGAUAAAACCACGGCCACGGCGCCGAAUGGGAUCCGCUAUGCCGUGGAAAGCGUCUGCUAGGGUUAGGCUAACACCACUAAACUUCAAAAUAACAUUUAUUUUGGGAGCGUGAACGAAUCCCUUUAGACAUAAUGACAUUAAUCCGUCAGUGCUGUUGCAGUAGUGCUCGAAUUUUACGCCUAGCUACGAUUACUAAACGGAGUGUUAUUCCAUUAAGGUUGCUUGCGAAUUAUGUCCAAACACUGAAUUCUCAAUCGACUCAUAUACACAACCAAGGAUUUAGCACUUGCUCUGUUUGUAAUUCUUUCUUUAAUCGUUCGAGUUUUUCUGAUAAAACCAAAGAGUACAGAGGAAGAAAAUUAGUUGGAUUUUCCAUGGAUCAGAUGUAUAAUGUAGUGUCUGAUGUUGAAAAUUACAAAAAUUUUGUUCCCUUUUGCAAACGUUCAGAUGUGACGGUUAGAAAAUCUGGAUUUUUGAAAGGAGAACUCAGUAUAGGAUUUCCUCCCAUAACUGAAAGUUACGUGUCAGCAGUGACUCUUAUCCGCCCUCGACUGGUCAAGGCUGAAUGCACUGAAGGUCACUUGUUUGAUCAUCUAACCACUGUUUGGAAAUUUAGCCCUGGUCUUAGUACUGAACCACAGUCUUGUGUCAUUGAUUUUCAUGUGUCCUUCAGUUUUCGAUCAGCCUUUCACUCUCAAUUGGCUCAUGUAUUUUUCAACGAGCUUGUGAGACAAAUGGAACGGGCUUUCUUUACAGAAGCUGAGCAACGCUUUGGGAAACCUUCAAUCCACACCCUCAAGCUAGAAGUAAAGAAAAAUGGUGAUAGCCAAUGAUAAGUAUUCAGGCUUGUAACAGACACAAGCUUUGACAAGCAAAUGUAAAUAAUUAAUUAUUGUUGAAUUCCUACCCCAACUCAUAUUAACAAGUUCUCCAAUUAUUUUGAUGAGUUGCCUAUUUUCUCACUAAUGUUUCGCUCUAAUAAUAACAUGGAGUUUUAAAACAUUUAAUGAUGGGUAGUAAUUUCUGGAGGCUAAUGUCCAAUAAUAAUAUGAAAUGUUGUACACAAAAGUUAUUUAUUCUGAUAAGCAAACAACUGUUAUCUUCUUUCUCUUGAAUUGAGAACCGCUUGCAUGUUGCUAAAAUGAAUUUGACCAAUUUAUGAUAAAUAUAUUUUAUGAAAAGUUAA